Heteronotia binoei (common prickly gecko) is the source of this 3624-nucleotide messenger RNA. Its product is annotated as unconventional myosin-Ia-like. Lineage: Eukaryota; Metazoa; Chordata; Lepidosauria; Squamata; Gekkonidae. The transcript has 29 exons. Gene Ontology annotation, molecular function: actin filament binding; ATP binding; microfilament motor activity. Gene Ontology annotation, biological process: sensory perception of sound; vesicle transport along actin filament; actin filament organization. Gene Ontology annotation, cellular component: vesicle; cytoplasm; plasma membrane. The coding region runs from base 12 to 3323 and encodes 1103 amino acids. The record is from RefSeq and is a predicted model, not a curated record.
CCCACAAAGCCAUGGAUACUGAUCUGACCCUACUCAACACCGUUGGGGUGGCAGACCUGGUACUGCUUGAUCCACUGACCGAAGACACAUUGCUGCAAAACCUGAAAGAACGCUUCCAACAUAACGAAAUCUAUACUUACAUUGGGAAUGUGGUGAUCUCAGUGAACCCCUAUCAGCCCCUGCCCAUUUACUCAGAAGAGACGGUGGAACAGUACAAGAACUGUAACUUCUUUGCCAUAAAGCCCCACAUCUAUGCUAUAGCUGAUGAUGCUUACCACUCCCUGAGAGAUCAGGACAAGGACCAGUGUGUCCUUAUUACAGGCGAGAGCGGAGCUGGCAAAACAGAGGCCAGCAAACUAGUGAUGUCGUAUGUGGCAGCUGUCUGUGGAAAAGGUGAACAGGUGAACCGUGUGAAGGAACAGCUGCUGCAGUCAAACCCUGUCCUGGAAGCCUUUGGGAAUGCAAAAACCAUCCGUAAUGACAACUCCUCAAGAUUUGGCAAAUACAUGGAUAUUGAGUUUGACUUCAAGGGUGAUCCUUUGGGUGGUGUCAUCAGCAAUUACCUGCUGGAGAAAUCACGGGUGGUGCAUCACGUCAAGGGCGAGAGGAACUUCCACAUCUUCUAUCAGCUCCUGUCUGGAGGCUCCGAUCAGUUGCUCAAACAGCUGAAGCUAGAGCGAGACUGUGGCCUUUAUGAUUACCUCAACAAGGAGGCCUCAAGCCUGCAGGGAGUGGAUGAUGCUGCUAACUUCAGGGCUGUUCAGGAUGCAAUGAAAGCCAUUGGCUUUUCCUCAGCAGAAGUGACUGCAGUGCUGGAGGUGACAGCUGUCGUCCUCAAACUGGGCAACGUGCAACUGAGCGAACAAUUUCAAGCCAGUGGAGCAGAGUCCUGUGGAAUCAAGAAUGAGCAAGUGAUAAGGGAGAUAUGUCAGCUGAUCCAGCUGGACGAAACAGUAUUUGAACAUGCUUUGUGCUCUCGUACUGUAGAGACCCAUCAGGAGAAGGUGGUGACAACUUUGAGGGUCUCUCAAGGUUACUAUGCACGAGAUGCCCUUGCAAAGAAUAUCUAUAACCGGCUAUUUAACUGGCUAGUUAACAGGAUCAACGAGAGCAUCAAAGUGAAAACAACUGAGCGCAAGAAAGUGAUGGGUGUUCUGGAUAUUUAUGGCUUUGAGGUUUUUCAGAACAACAGCUUUGAGCAGUUCAUUAUCAAUUACUGUAAUGAGAAACUGCAACAGAUCUUCAUCUUGCUGACCCUGAAAGAAGAACAAGAGGAAUACAUCCGGGAGGGCAUUGCGUGGACUGCUGUGGACUUCUUUGAUAACAGCAUCAUCUGUGACUUGAUUGAGGAUAACACAGGUGGGAUUCUUGCCAUGCUGGACGAGGAGUGUCUCCGCCCAGGGACAGUGAAUGAAGCUACUUUCCUGGCCAAACUCAACCAAGUAUUUAAAGAACACAAACGCUAUGAGAGCAGAGUCACCCAGAAUGCCAAACAUAUCAUGGAUGCCAGCAUGCUUUCUGAUUGCUUCCGAAUUCAUCAUUAUGCUGGCAAAGUGACCUACAAUGUGACUGGAUUCAUAGAGAAGAACAAUGACCUGUUGUUUAGAGACCUGUCACAAGCCAUGUGGAAGGCCAAGCAUGAGUUGUUACGCACCCUGUUCCCUGAGGGGGAUCCCGAAAAAGUCUCACUCAAGCGUCCGCCAACUGCUGGCUUCCAGUUCAAAGCAUCUGUGGCCACCCUGAUGAAGAACCUCUAUGCCAAGAAGCCCAACUAUAUCAGGUGCAUCAAGCCAAAUGAUACCAAGAAGCCUGCUGUGUUCACCGAAGCACUGGUACAGACACAAGUGCGCUACCUUGGCCUGCUGGAGAACGUACGUGUUCGAAGAGCUGGCUAUGCCUAUCGCCAAGUCUAUGAGCCAUGCCUGGAACGCUACAAAAUGCUCUGCAAGGAGACCUGGCCACACUGGAAUGGAAGCGCCGGAGAUGGUGUUCAAACCCUCUUGGGCAGCCUGCCAAUUGAUCCCAAGGAGCUGGCAUAUGGACACACCAAGAUCUUCAUCCGCACCCCUGCUCUGCUUUUUGACUUGGAAGACCGACGUCAGCGGCGAGUACAAGAGCUAGCUGCCCUGAUCCAAGCAACUUACCGGGCAUGGAAAUGCCGCAUGCACUAUCAAAAGAUGCGCAAGAGCCAGAUCCUUCUCUCUGCCUGGUUCCGUGGCAAUGCACAAAAGAAGAAGUAUACCAAGAUGAAGAGGUCAGCUCUUCUUAUCCAGGCCUAUGUCCGAGGCUGGAAGUCUCGUAGGCUUCUGCGAGAGUUGAAGGAACAGAAGCGCCGCACCCAGGCAGCCACGAUCAUUUCUGCUUAUUGGAAAGGUUAUCAGUCUCGCAAGCUCUUGCAGGAGCUGAAGGAAGAGAAGCGCCGCACUCGGGCUGCCAAUACCAUUGGUGCUUAUUGGAAAGGUUAUCAGACACGAAAGGAGUACAAGAAGUAUUUCCGUUCUGGGGCUUCUGUCUGCAUCGCCACUUUUAUCUACCAAAGCCUGAUACAAAAAUUUCUCCUGACUCUGAAAAACAACUUGCCUUCCAUGACGGUGACGGACCACGCUUGGCCCCCUGCUCCCUACAGAUUUCUCACAGAUGCUAACCAAGAAUUAAAGAAGAUCUUCCACCAUUGGCGGUGUAAGAAAUAUCGGGACCAGCUGCCACCACAGAGAAAAGCAGCUCUCCAAGAUAAACUGUGUGCCAGUGAGUUGUUCCGGGGCAAGAAAAGCUUGUAUGCCAAGAGUCUCCUGCAGCCUUUCCAAGGGGAAUACGUGGGUCUGAAAGACAACCCCAAGUAUCGCAAGCUCCAGUCCACCGUUGAUGGCAAACUGGUGAUGGCAGACAACGUGAGGAAAGUCAACCGGGCAGAUGCGAAGGCAUUUCCUAGACUUUUCCUUCUCACCAAGAGUCAUGUGAUCCUGGCUGAUCCCAAGGCAGCUCAACCCAAAACCGUAAUCACCUUGAGUGACAUUGACUGUGUCUCUGUCAGCUGCUACUCAGAUGGGUUCUUCGCUUUGCACCUUAAAGAGUCUUCCACAGCGAGUGGCAAAGGGGACUUCUUGCUUAUCAGCGACCACCUGAUUGAACUGGUCACCCGACUCCACCAGACAAUAUUGGAGACUACAAAGCAGAAAUUGAAACUCCAAGUGACUGAUGAGUUCCUGGUGAAGUCCAAGCAAGGUAGCAUCACUGUCAAGGUAGUGGAGACGGCAGAGAAACAGGGCACAGCACCCGUCUGCAGAAAGAAAGGGAGCCACAGAAUGGAAGUGCUGGUCCACUGAGGUGAAACUGGACAACAGGAAAGAGAUACCAGGAGAAUACUGAUUGUCCAGAGACAGAACCCCCAAGACUCCAGAUCUUGGAACCUUCAACCUAGUUACAGCCCACCACCAAAUCAGUGCUUCAGAAUCUCUCAAGGGCAGCUAUCUAAAUAUCUACAUUCAGAACUGACUGUGCACCAGUUUCUCCAUUUGAUAAACAACACUUGUGUCAACUUCCAACAUUUUGGGAAGCGGCCUCUCUCCUGUAGAAGACUUAUAGAAUAUGAGGGAGAACGGGGCAAUAAAAGAAACUCAAAUGAAA